This is a messenger RNA of Aureobasidium pullulans EXF-150, 156 nucleotides long. RefSeq lists its product as uncharacterized. The transcript has a single exon. The record is from RefSeq and is a predicted model, not a curated record. The annotation marks the transcript as partial. Lineage: Eukaryota; Fungi; Ascomycota; Dothideomycetes; Dothideales; Saccotheciaceae.
GUAACAAGCACGUACGGCCACAGUCAGCUGAAAACUGGGCAUCCCGUCCGCUCUGCCAUACAUAAGCAGUUGAACGGCAGAUUAGUACUACGGUGGGUGACCACGUGGGAAUCCCUGCUGCUGUACGUUUUGCACUUCUUCUGUCCGUCACAAGAA